Myotis brandtii (Brandt's bat) is the source of this 2960-nucleotide messenger RNA. It is a transcript of the gene CUL1, whose product is annotated as cullin 1. Lineage: Eukaryota; Metazoa; Chordata; Mammalia; Chiroptera; Vespertilionidae. Gene Ontology annotation, cellular component: SCF ubiquitin ligase complex. The transcript has 21 exons. Gene Ontology annotation, molecular function: ubiquitin protein ligase binding. Gene Ontology annotation, biological process: protein ubiquitination; SCF-dependent proteasomal ubiquitin-dependent protein catabolic process. The coding region runs from base 185 to 2515 and encodes 776 amino acids. The record is from RefSeq and is a predicted model, not a curated record.
UAAUUCCCUUUAUUUCUUCUUCAGGUUUGCCUGCGAUGAGAUUUCAUUCUCUACAGUUAAAGGACAUCCUUUAUGAGCUCUGUGAAUAAAUUUGGAAUGAUACUGUAUAUUUUCAUCUAAUGGAGGAUUAGCUGUACUUUGAAUAAGGAUUGCUGCACUGGACAACUUCAGAAUAUUACUCACAAUGUCAUCGAACAGGAGUCAGAAUCCCCAUGGACUGAAGCAGAUUGGCCUUGACCAGAUCUGGGAUGACCUCAGAGCCGGAAUCCAGCAGGUGUACACCAGACAGAGUAUGGCAAAAUCCAGAUACAUGGAGCUCUACACUCAUGUUUAUAACUACUGCACGAGUGUUCACCAGUCAAAUCAAACUCGAGGGGCUGGCGUCCCUCCUUCUAAAUCGAAAAAGGGGCAAACGCCUGGGGGAGCGCAAUUUGUUGGCUUGGAAUUAUACAAACGACUUAAAGAAUUUUUGAAGAAUUACUUGACAAAUCUUCUUAAGGAUGGAGAAGACUUGAUGGAUGAGAGUGUACUGAAGUUCUACACUCAGCAGUGGGAAGAUUACCGGUUUUCCAGCAAAGUUCUGAAUGGAAUUUGUGCCUACCUCAAUAGACAUUGGGUUCGCCGUGAAUGUGAUGAAGGACGAAAAGGAAUAUAUGAAAUCUAUUCUCUCGCAUUGGUGACUUGGAGAGAUUGUCUAUUCAGGCCCUUGAACAAACAGGUAACCAAUGCUGUUUUAAAACUGAUUGAAAAGGAGAGAAAUGGUGAAACCAUCAAUACAAGACUGAUUAGUGGAGUUGUACAGUCUUAUGUGGAAUUGGGGCUGAAUGAAGAUGAUGCAUUUGCGAAGGGUCCUACGUUAACAGUGUAUAAAGAAUCCUUUGAGUCUCAGUUUUUGGCUGAUACAGAGAGAUUUUAUACCAGAGAGAGUACUGAAUUCCUGCAGCAGAGCCCAGUUACUGAAUACAUGAAAAAGGCAGAGGCCCGUCUGCUCGAGGAGCAACGGAGAGUGCAGGUCUACCUCCACGAAAGCACUCAGGACGAGCUAGCGAGGAAGUGCGAGCAGGUGCUCAUCGAGAAGCACCUGGAGAUUUUUCACACAGAGUUUCAGAACUUGCUGGAUGCUGAUAAAAAUGAAGAUUUGGGUCGCAUGUAUAAUCUUGUAUCUCGAAUCCAGGACGGCCUAGGAGAACUGAAAAAACUUUUGGAGACACAUAUUCAUAAUCAGGGUCUUGCAGCAAUUGAAAAGUGUGGCGAAGCUGCUUUAAAUGAUCCCAAAAUGUACGUGCAGACAGUGCUGGAUGUUCAUAAAAAGUACAACGCCCUGGUCAUGUCAGCAUUCAAUAACGACGCGGGCUUCGUGGCCGCCCUAGACAAGGCUUGUGGGCGCUUCAUAAACAACAACGCUGUCACCAAGAUGGCUCAGUCGUCCAGUAAGUCCCCCGAGUUGCUGGCUCGAUACUGUGACUCCUUGUUGAAGAAGAGUUCCAAGAACCCAGAAGAAGCAGAACUAGAAGAUACACUCAAUCAAGUGAUGGUUGUCUUCAAGUACAUAGAGGACAAGGAUGUGUUCCAGAAGUUCUAUGCGAAGAUGCUGGCCAAAAGACUCGUGCACCAGAACAGUGCGAGUGAUGAUGCCGAAGCAAGCAUGAUCUCCAAAUUAAAGCAAGCAUGUGGGUUUGAGUAUACCUCUAAACUUCAGCGGAUGUUUCAGGACAUUGGCGUGAGCAAAGAUUUAAACGAACAGUUCAAAAAGCACCUGACAAAUUCAGAGCCACUGGACUUGGACUUCAGUAUCCAGGUGCUGAGCUCCGGCUCGUGGCCCUUCCAGCAGUCCUGCACGUUCGCCUUGCCGUCAGAGCUGGAACGUAGCUACCAGCGAUUCACUGCUUUCUACGCUAGUCGUCAUAGCGGCAGGAAGCUGACAUGGUUGUACCAACUCUCCAAAGGAGAGCUGGUCACAAACUGCUUCAAGAACAGAUACACUUUGCAGGCGUCUACAUUCCAGAUGGCGAUCCUGCUUCAGUACAACACGGAAGAUGCUUACGCGGUGCAGCAGCUGACGGACAGCACUCAAAUCAAAAUGGACAUUUUGGCACAAGUCCUACAGAUUUUAUUGAAGUCGAAGUUAUUGGUCUUGGAAGAUGAAAAUGCAAAUGUUGAUGAGGUGGAAUUGAAGCCAGAUACCUUAAUAAAAUUAUAUCUUGGUUAUAAAAAUAAGAAAUUAAGGGUUAACAUCAAUGUGCCAAUGAAAACCGAACAGAAGCAGGAACAAGAAACUACACACAAAAAUAUUGAAGAGGACCGAAAACUGCUGAUCCAGGCGGCGAUUGUGAGGAUCAUGAAGAUGCGAAAGGUCCUGAAGCACCAGCAGCUGCUUGGGGAGGUGCUCACUCAGCUGUCCUCACGGUUCAAGCCACGGGUCCCGGUCAUCAAGAAAUGCAUUGACAUUCUGAUCGAGAAAGAAUAUUUGGAGCGAGUUGAUGGUGAAAAGGACACCUACAGUUACUUGGCUUAACCCUUGUAGAGGGUCUGACUGUGCCACCGCGGCCAAUGUUCCUGGUGGGCAGGAUGACGACCAGUUCCUAGCAGCUGCCUGCACCACUGGCCUCCCUUUUUAAACUGAGACCAAGACUCCCAGCAGCCGGUCUCAGAUGUACAUCAGAACUGCUCAGGAUCGAUACAUUUCAAGUCUGUAAAUAUGGACACCGACGCCAUUUAACCUAAUUUAAGAACAGAGGGGAAUGAACCGUCAUGCUGAGGGCUGCAUGCUACUGCAUCUAGAUCAAUACAUCGGCUACGUGCUAACAGCUGCCUCCGUCUCAGCAGCACUGAGUGUCGGCCACACUUUGAGAGGAGUCUGAAUGGACCCGCGUGUAAUCUGCUCUGAAAACCAUUUGUAUAGUGUGUUUCAUUUUUUAAUGUGUGAAAUAAAGAAAAUUAAAGGAUUUCUGUACAAGUUG